Aspergillus alliaceus is the source of this 547-nucleotide messenger RNA. RefSeq lists its product as uncharacterized. The transcript has a single exon. The coding region runs from base 97 to 429 and encodes 110 amino acids. The record is from RefSeq and is a predicted model, not a curated record. NCBI's taxonomy places the organism in Eukaryota, Fungi, Ascomycota, Eurotiomycetes, Eurotiales, Aspergillaceae.
CCUUGGAUCAUGUAGGAACUAUUUUUUGUUAAAUAUGUGAUCAUAUUCCGUGGCUCGAAAGUUCACAAACUGGUCCAUACUUAGGAGACUACCAAGAUGUACCACAGGUGUUUUCGUCCCUGGAGUUUUUACCGGAGUUGGUCUGGCACUUGGAAGUACACCGGCAAGACGGCAUGGGAGGGAAAUCCUAAAAAUUGGACAGCAGAGAGCAAGGAAGGGAAAAGGCGAGCAAAAGCCUUCAUGAGCUUGUUCGGAAGUUUGGCCGCACCCAAUGCUCUGAUAUCCGUGACCGUGUUUAUGGCUUGCUUGGUCUGGCUAACGUACACGGUGAAAAUGAUCGGGGCGUUGAGGUCAUUGCAGACCACUCAACAACACCCGAGACUGUAUUCAUUCGUCUGCUCAGUCCUAUGCCACGCGCCUUCGUGUUGAAAGAUGCAUUGGAUAUUUUUAACAUACUGAGGCUGCACCAUGCUCAAGACUGUACAUUCAAAUCCAGUAUCCCAGAGACCAUCUUUGGUCUUUCGGAGUCAAAUACGCUCAUUUUGGA